This is a messenger RNA of Exserohilum turcica Et28A, 1215 nucleotides long. RefSeq lists its product as uncharacterized. Gene Ontology annotation, cellular component: cytoplasm; SUMO activating enzyme complex. The record is from RefSeq and is a predicted model, not a curated record. Lineage: Eukaryota; Fungi; Ascomycota; Dothideomycetes; Pleosporales; Pleosporaceae. The transcript has a single exon. Gene Ontology annotation, biological process: protein sumoylation. Gene Ontology annotation, molecular function: SUMO activating enzyme activity. Bases 1 to 1215 code for a protein of 404 amino acids.
AUGACUGGCACAACCGAGCCCGUCGCGAUACCCCUGCCUGAAACCAAUGGCGCCCUCCCUGCCCAAGACGCCGCUGGCCAGACGGUAGCUGCCAUUGCCGAAGCCGACAAGAUCUCCGCAGACGAAAUCGCCCUCUACGACCGCCAGAUCCGCCUCUGGGGCGUGCAGGCGCAACAGAAGAUCCGCACCGCCAACAUCCUCCUCGUCUCCAUCAAGGCCCUCGCCAACGAAAUCGCAAAGAACCUCGUCCUCGCCGGCAUUGGCUCCAUCACGCUCGCCGACCACGAGGCCGUCACCGAAGAUGACCUGGGCGCGUCCUUCUUCAUCACCGACGCCGACGUGGGCAAGAACCGCGCCGAAGCUGCAAAGCCCCAGGUCGAGAAGCUCAAUCCCCGCGUCGCCGUCAAGACCAUCACCACCGAUGUCCGCAUGGAGCAAGAUCCCAGCUUCUAUGCCGCAUACGACGUCAUCAUAGCCACCGACAUGGACUUUCUCUCCACCUCCGCCAUCAACGCUGGCGCGCGCAUAGCAAAGAAGCCCUUCUACGCAGGCGCAUCGCACGGCAUGUACGGCUACAUCUUUGCCGACCUCGUCGAGCACAACUUCGUCAUCGAGCGCGAAAAGAGCAACCGCGACACGCACAUUGGUCCCGAGACUACGACGAGAAGCGUCAGGGGCGUGCAGGUCAAGAAGGAGAAUGGAAAGGUCGUGGAGCUAGUCAGCAAGCAGGAGCUCUACAGCCCGCUCAUGCUCGCCAAAGACUCGCCGCUGCCCGUCGACAUUGCCAACAAUGCAAGGAGACUGAAAAAGGUCCACCCACUUCUCACCUGCGUGCGCGCACUGUGGGAGUACCAGCGCAACGGCCACGGCAUCUACCCGUUGCACACGCCCCAGGACCUCCAGCUCUUCACGACCAUUGCCAACGUCAAGCACAAGGAGCUCCUCCUCCCAACCGAAUCUCUCAGAGCAGACGUCCUGAGAAGCUUCCUGCAGAAUCUGGGCAGUGAAAUAGCCCCCGUAACGGCCUUCUUGGGUGGCCAGCUAGCCCAGGAUGUCAUCAAUGUGCUGGGUCAGCGCGAACAGCCAAUUCAGAAUCUGAUGCUGUUUGACGGCGAGGACAGCGCGGGACCCGUGUAUGCGCUCUACCCUAUUUUCCCCGGUACCCCCGUGCCCAUCAUGCCUAGCAUCCCUGUCGAUGCGCCCGUGGUCGUCUAA